Molecule: messenger RNA, 5904 nt
Organism: Asterias rubens (European starfish)
Lineage: Eukaryota; Metazoa; Echinodermata; Asteroidea; Forcipulatida; Asteriidae
Product: DDB1- and CUL4-associated factor 1-like
Exons: 34
Coding region: 52-4848 (1598 amino acids)
Biological process (GO): protein ubiquitination
Cellular component (GO): Cul4-RING E3 ubiquitin ligase complex; nucleus
Molecular function (GO): histone H2AT120 kinase activity; nuclear estrogen receptor binding
Source: RefSeq, a predicted model, not a curated record
AAACCCCAGCCCACUCACUCAGUCACUACACACUAUCUGUAUCAGCCAGACAUGAACUACAUGAAUCAGAUGUGCAUCGAUGGCAAGGAGGACAUGAUGGAGGAGAAGACCGAAGAUCCGAGGAAGGAAUUUAAUUCCCUGCUUGAGAAAUGGAAUCGAGGGAGCGGCUCUUCGGCAGCCAACAUAGCCAUAGUCACCAGGAUGUGUGAGAUUAUUGAGAAGGAAACAGAAAACUACAUGAAGCUUGAUCAGGAUCCGUUUGAUGAUCGCCAUCCGGCCCGCGUUGAUCCCGAAUGUGACUUGGGUUACCUGAUGACUGUGUUGUUUAAAAAAGAUGACUUUAUGAAUCAGCUUGUGAGUGAUUUCGUAACGCUAUCACGAGACUUCGACACCAACGUUAUCGGCUGCCGUCUGCUCCUAGAUGUUCUCCCUGGUCUUGAGACUUCAAUUAUCUUUGAAGAAUCGGAUCAACUAGUGAGUAAGUUAGUCCAGUGGGUGAUGCAGUCUGAGGAACCUCUUCAGUCUUACGCUACUGGCCUCCUAGCCAACGCCAUAGAGGUUCAGGAAAUAGCCGGCAACCUACGUGAGGAAAAUACCUCAAUGGUGACGGUAAUGAUGGGUCGUCUCCACUCUCUGAUGAAGCAGUCCAUGGAGGACGACAACUCGUCAGGUCGCUCCGAGAGCUCCAAAGACGAUCGACCGUUUGAAUGCUUAAAUGGGAGUGGGGACAACAGCCCUGACCUCACCCAGGAAGAGCCUGCAGAGAGACCCUCUGGAUCAGACGACUUCACCGCAGAGAGUCAAGCAAUGGAUUCCUCAUGCGUCCCGACGAAUGAUGCAACAUGCAGUAACGGGUUUGCCGACCCAUCUCCUGGUCCCUCAGAAGAUCAGAAAGUGUCGCCCUCAUCGUCAAAAACCAAAGACACUCUCAUCUCAGGAACUUCAUCUGCCAACCAAAAUAUCACAGCCAGACAGACUUCAGCCGAUGUUACAGACCCCAAGUUGAUGCCGUCCUCAAGCACACUGUCCGCAUUGUCAAACUUCAAAGACCAUCUCACCUCAGGAACAUCAAUAAGCACAAGAAUCCGGCGGAGUAGCGGCAAAGGAGAUAAGGCUGCCCUUCCCAAGAAGAGUGGCAAAACCAAAAAGACAUCCGCCCCAGGCUCCAGGAAGGCCAAGUCCAUGAAGGGUUUGAGUCAUCCUGAAGAGAGCAACAGCAGCUGGUCUGAACUUUCUUACUUCAUCAUCGGUACCCACUGUAUGUACCCAAUGACUCCUGUUAUGCAGCAGAGAUUUAUUCUGCAAUAUCUGACGCCUUUGGCGGAGUACCAGGAACUGCUUGGUACAAUGUUCGAGAAUGGAGCUAUGGAUUUAGUGAUGCACUACAUUGACUUGAGCAAGUCUAACGAUGCCAGGUUGACCUUCGACGGUUUAAAGUACCUAUCCUCAUUGAUAUGCCAUAAGAAGUUUGCUGCUGAGUUCGUUGAACGAGGCGGUGUUCAACAGUUAUUGAAGGUCCAUCGUCCGUCCAUCCCUGCCACCGGGGUGUCCCUGUGCCUGUACUACUUGGCCUACAACGCUGAUACCAUGGAAAGAAUUUGUUUGCUGCCUCCGCAAGACGUCAGAGAACUUGUCCGGUAUGCCCUGUGGUUGCUAGAGUGCUCCCAUGAAUCCGGCAGGAGUCAUGCCACGAUGUUUUUCACUAUGGCCUUUAGUUUCUGGACCGUCUUGGAGCACUUCGAUCAGCAGGAUGGCAUCCGUAAACUCUUCAAUACGACGAGUACAUUAAACAUCCUGAAUCUCGAAGACCAAGGACACUUUCUGAAUGAUGACGAUCUAUACACCAGCCGCCAGACAGUCAAGCAUACCUGUAUGACACUUAAGAAGUACUUUGAGACCCACCUGGCCAUCAGAGUGGACAGUAUCAAGAGAGCAUACUCCAAGAACCAAGGCUUUGUUCCUCCAGACGCUAUUCCUCCGUACAAGGCCAUCACGGUCACUACAGAGAGUACCAGUGAGCACAUGGAGACAAUGCUAGAGGAAGCACCGCCCAACAUGUACUGGAAACCAGUGAACGCAUUCAUCAAGAUGGAUGGAGCCAAGGUGAUGAUGCAGAUCAUUGCCAUGGCCAAUGAUUGGAAGAACUACAGUGGAAAGGCUGAUGCCAUCGGUGCUGCUCUGGACGUCCUGGCGACUAUCACCGUGACUACCAGAGGCCAACUACAGCUAUGUGAAGAGGUGCAGGUCGCUGACAAUGUUGCGUCCAUUGGAAUGAGCAUCAUCAGUGGUAUGGCAGAGGGGGACAUAUUGCAAGAUGCAGAGGUCCAGAAGGCAGCCUUACAAGUUAUCAUCAAUUGUGUGUGUGGUCCAUGCUCUAAGCUUGGUGUGACGGUCAGCCGGUUUGCAGAGGGUGGUUCCAGGAGGAACCGUGGUACAGUACGGUCAAGUUAUGAUGUCAUUGAGAAGAUGUGGGACUGUGUUAGGAGUAACAAUGGCAUUAGGACAUUAUUAAGCCUAUUGACCAUCAAGAUUCCGAUCAUCGAGGCAGACUCUAUCCGUGCGUUGAGCUGUAAAGCCCUUUGUGGACUUGCCAAGAGUGAAGUUGUUCGCCAGAUCGUCAGUAAAUUGCCGCUGUUCUCUAGCGGACAGCUCCAAGUACUCAUGAGGGAACCUGUACUACAAGAUAAACAGUCGGAGCAUUUGAAAUUCUGCAAGUAUGCCUCCGAGCUAAUCGAGAAAGUGACGGGCAAGCCAAUGUCGCUCAGCGGUGAUGCAACACUUUCCAAGCUUCAUAAAGCUAGUAUUGUUGCUCAAACUAAGAUAUCGUACUCACAAAAAGAACUGCUGCAGCUUAUCCAUAGUCACCUAGUAUCGCAAGGUUUGAAUGAAACAGCGAGCGUCUUACAGAGAGAGGCUAGGAUACCAAAGAUAUCAACAAGUUUACUGACCCCUGGCCUUUCCCCUCACACCGCUGGUACCUUACUAACACCCGCUUCAAUAAUGCCGCGAUCAUUCCACACCCCGAGGGUUCCGCCACCGAUCUCACACAUCUCCCAAAGCCACAACCAACCCAACUCCACCUUACCCCUUCCCCCACUCAGUGUAUCCGUAUCUCAGGACCAUUGUAUGGGCUCACAGGGUAGUGGUGUUGGGGAUCCCAGCCCAGGUACCCACUCGGCACCCACUACGCCCCAGCACAUCGGACGGAUAUCAUUCUGCCCGGAUAGGAAUGCGACCACACCGGGGAGUGUGAAUAGAGUUAAAAAGAGAAUCAUCCGAGAGAAAGUAUCCCAGAAUGCCUUAUUCCUUGGGAGUGGUGUCGGAGGUCAGUCCAAACGGCGUCAGGUACCCAGCCCCCCAUCAUUAGACAUCAUAGUAUCACAGUACCUCAGGGAGCAACAUGCACACUGUAGAAACCCGGUCGUUGCCUGCCCGAGUUUUUCACUGCUAGAACCCCAUCAAUGUCCAGAACCAAAGUUCCGUCAGAACGCUCCAAUUAAUGCAACGUCAAGGAUCUUCAGAAGAGCUAUCAGACCAAUGCAUGGUGGUGUGGACGGGUUAAGAUGUACGAGACAUUUUAUCUACAGUAGAUUUCACCCAUCUCUGACUUAUCGUGACCCUGAUGAGGACAGUUGCUUCACUUGCUGCCGUUUUAGCCGACAUGUGGAUCCCACUGAGAUGUUUUUGUGGCUUGGUAAUUAUGGAGGCGAGUUGAAGGCAUACAAUAUCUACUCUAACACGGAGGAAGCAUCGUACAGUUGCCACGACUCGCCUAUAACAAACCUCGAGCCCUCCAGGGAUGGAAAACUCAUUCUGACCUCCAGUUCGUGGAGUCAUCCCAUGUCUGCGCUAUGGGGUAUCGGUGACACCUUUGAUAAAAAGUUUACGUUCCAGGAAGAUCAACAUGUGGAAUUCAGUAAGCUGUCUCAAGAUCGAAUUAUAGGGACCAAGGAUGAGACGGCAUUUAUUUACGACACCUCUACCGGUCAGCAGAUCCUCAAACUGGAAGACUUCAGCAACAACUACACCAAGAACCGUGCAACCUUUGACCCGACUGAUGAGCUAGUCCUCAACGAUGGAGUAUUAUGGGAUGUUCGGUCGGCUAAAGCCAUCUACAAGUUUGACAAGUUUCAGAGUAACAUCAGUGGAAUGUUCCAUCCUGCUGGACUUGAGAUUAUUAUCAACUCGGAAAUUUGGGACGUGAGAACGUUCAAUUUAAUGCACACAGUACCAGCGCUGGACCAGUGUAAUAUUGUAUUCAACACGGCAGGGACCGUCAUUUACGGAACUGUCUUCCAAUCAGAUGCAGAUGAAGACCUCCUUGACGAUGAGAGACUAAAGAGCCCCUUUGGUUCCUCCUUCCGAACCUUCGAUGCCACAGACUACAAACCAAUAGCCACAAUUGAUGUCAAGAGGAAUAUAUUUGAUCUGGCCACAGACCCAACAGACUGCUAUCUUGCUGUACUAGAGACCCAGGGCAGUGUAGAAACACUCAAUGUUGAGAGCGUGUGUAGAAUGUAUGAAGUAGGACGACCCAAGAGAGCCGAUGGAGAAGACGAGGAUGAGGAAGAUGACGACGAGGAAGGAUCAGACGACGAUGAUGACGAUGAAGAUAGUCUUCCAGAUUUCGACGUCGACGACCUUCUUGGUGAGAGCAGCGGUCAUGAAGAUGGAGGCAGGGAAGGAGAUGACGAUCGACCGGCGCGUCUUGAAGAUGAUGAUGAUGAUGAUGAUUUAAGUAGCAGAGACUCGGACGUACAUCUUCUCAGCUCAGACUCUGAUGAAAGUGACGAAGAUGAUGAUGAUUAUGAAGAUGUGCUUUUCAGUCUCAGUCAACAUUGGUCCUGAUCAUUGGCUCUCAUUACAAGAUGGACAACAGCUAAACUUUUAAAACAUCUUAUAGAUGAUAUAUUUCACUUUUGUUUUGGAGUUAUCGGUAUUCUUAGUUUUAUUUUUUCCCCCUAAUUUUGGUCCAUUUGGUAUCAUAUUUAUUUCAAAUGUUUGCCCUGUGACUCCCAUAACAAAAUUAUUCAACAGUGAUGACAAAGUUUUCACAGGCAUUAUUUCUUUGUGUUGUUAUUCCUUCAGAGACCAUUCAUUUCUGUAUAGUCACAAAACAUCCAGACAUUUCUAAUAUCAAAUUGUGUCAGUGAAAUCUAACAGAAAUAACCCGAUACAGAAACUUUAGUUUUGUGUUUAUAAUUUGGAAUAAUUGUUUACAUGGGACAAUUUCUUAUCCAGACAUGACCUUUAUUUUGACCACUUUAUGUGAAUGGAAGUGGGUCAAAGCCAUAAGGUUAUAUAAGAACUAGAGGGCGCACUGGCCUAGUUAUGUGGCCCGGCAUGCUGCCAUUUUGUAAGUUGAAAAAACAACAUCGCAUAGCGUGUAUUUAUCAUGCACACACGCACAAAUCGAAGUGUAGGCCUACUUCAUAUUCAAUGCGCACAUAACGUUCAUAUCUUACAAAAUGGCGCGCGUGUCUCCUUGCUGUCUCGUCGUGUUUGUGCACGCAGCAUCACCAGUGCGCCCUCUAGUUCUUAUAUACAACUUCAUGGUAAAACCUUAUGGCGGUUUGCAGCCAUUUUGAUACAAGCGUUUUGUGCCGCUAUGAUCUUCAAGUGGUUUUAAACUGACCGACAUGGUUAUGUUCGACUCGUCCAACAGAAUGGAUGGCCAGAGUAAAAUAAAUCUUUCAGCUGUUCACAUUCGUGUAUUCGAAAACAAAUUCUCUAUUCUCAGAUGCAAAGUAUCUCAUCUAUUGAACCAACUGUUUACUGUAACUGCUGCUAGUUAAAGGGUUUCACUUGAGUGUUUGACUGCUAGUGGUUAUAGGCAGUGGAAACUAUUGGUAAUUACUCAAAAUAAUUGUUAGCAUAAUAACUUACUUGGUAACGAGCAAUGGA